AUGCUCAAAAGGUAUCAAUCCCGAUCGUUCCAGAUCUCGAGUGCAACAAAAGCAGAUUUUUCUCAUGUAGUUAUAGGUGGAGGAAUAGUUGGUACUGCUAUCGGAGCAGAAUUACAGUCAAUUGAAGGAAAUAACGUUCUUAUAGCUGAAAAGAAUGAACACUUGGGUAUGGAAACCACAUCUAGAAACUCAGAAGUAAUACAUGCGGGCAUCUAUUAUCCUAAGGAUUCGCUUAAGGGUCAACUUUGUAUCAAAGGUAAGCAGAAAAUUUAUGAAGCAUUUGAAAAAGGUGAUUUCCAAGUGCCACUACAGAAAUGUGGGAAGUGGGUAGUGGCUCAAAAUGAUUCAGAGAAGGAAUAUCUUGAUAAAAUGUACAAUUUUGCAAAAGACUUGGAUGUACCAGUGUCUUUCGUUCCAACGUCUUUAGGGAAUGAAAAACUACCUUUAAUCAGAGCCGAGUCGGCAAUUUUAGAAUCGCCAACGACUGGAAUCAUAUCAGCUCAUGACUACACUACAUUCUUUCUCACUCAGUUUGAGCUCCAUGAGGGUACCCUCGGGUUGAAGACGGAAUUGGUUGACGUGCAGUACGAUUCAUCAACUCCAUGUUAUCGUUUAAACUUUAAAGAGUCUGACACUGGAAAUUUUUUUGAAAUUACUACCGAUAAUUUAAUAAAUUCUGCUGGACUAUAUGCUCAAAAGGUCGCUAAUAUGGUAUUAACUCCUGAUAGGCAUUUUAAAAGUUACUUUAGUAAAGGAACUUAUUUUUCAUAUUCUCCUAUAGACCCAAUUAAAACUAGUUCCAUCACAGAUAAAUUGAUCUACCCUUGUCCCAACCCCAAUGCCUCAUCCCUAGGUACUCAUCUCACCUUUGACCUAGGCGGACAAUUAAGGUUUGGCCCAGAUGCUCAAUGGUUAGACAUUGAAAGUGCCGAUGCCAUAGAUUACGCUGCAAACGAUAAAAACUUGACUAAGGCAUACGAAGCCAUCGCAAGCUACUUCCCCAAGAUCAAGUUAGAAGAAUUAUCUGCUUCUUAUUCUGGUGUAAGACCAAAGCUUUACUCGAAAGAAGACAGUACUAAAAAAUUUUCGGAUUUUUACAUAAAGGAAGAAGAAGGGUUUAAAGGGUUUGUGAACUUGAUUGGGAUCGAAAGUCCUGGAUUGACUUCAUCAUGGGCUAUAGCUGAUUACGUAAAGAACAUUUAUCACGGUCUGUCAUGA
Hyphopichia burtonii NRRL Y-1933 is the source of this 1218-nucleotide messenger RNA. RefSeq lists its product as uncharacterized. The transcript is spliced from 2 exons. Gene Ontology annotation, molecular function: (S)-2-hydroxyglutarate dehydrogenase activity; (S)-2-hydroxy-acid oxidase activity. The coding region runs from base 1 to 1218 and encodes 405 amino acids. The record is from RefSeq and is a predicted model, not a curated record. Lineage: Eukaryota; Fungi; Ascomycota; Pichiomycetes; Serinales; Debaryomycetaceae. Gene Ontology annotation, cellular component: mitochondrion.